ACCUGUUUGAGAUCCAAUCCUCAACAAAUCGUAUCAAAAAGAACUCAUAAUCUUUUCGAUGUGGGAAUUAAACCAAGGACAAUAGUCCACAGUCAUACACCGACACUAGAACCGAGUUUAUAACAAUGCGAUAACUAUGUUGGUAGGUGACGGGCACCUAUAUUGUGCAAUUUAUUAAAAUAUUACUUUUGCUUCGUAGCCGAAAAACAGACUUAAUUUACAAGUGCGAUAACGCGUUCACGACGCUUGUGCCUGUUAGACUUUUUUUAUGUAUUGUAGAAAUUCUUCUGAAUUAUUACGAGUUACGUUGCAACUACUGGUAUUUCUACCGUUCCUAUCAAAAUCCUUAUAUGUUUCGUACUACAAAGUUAUAUUUGAUCAUUAAUGAUAUACUUAGUGAUCGAUGAUUUAGUAUGUCGUUUUUACCUAUUUUUUAUAUAGCGAUUAGCGACAUAAUAUAAACUCAGCAUCACAAUUCCUCAAUGCGAGUCGGCAGCGUUUGGACCACCGUCAAUGCUGCCUCAGAACGGUAUGUAGAGUUGCUACUGUUAGUGUGCUGAAUAGUAUAAACUCUAGCAUACAAAAUAACUCACUCGCACAGUCAUCACAGUUGUUUUCAAUAAACGAUCCCAAACUGAAUCUUGAAUCCGAUUACAAAAAUAAAUCAAUCAAAAUUAACAAAUUUUUAAGCGUGUCACAAAAAAACUUUGUUCUGUUGUUCCAUUUUUUAAAUAGAUUGAAAAAAGCUAUUGGGAUCAUUUAUUUAAAAUGCGAUUAGUUAGGCAACAGAAUAUUACUUUAUCGCUUUCUUGUCGACUAACCUAUUAAUUUGAGAGGAUAGAAAUAUGCAAGAAAUAAAAAUCGGAACUAUAUAACCUUAGCCAUUAUUACUACGUACUGUACUACCUAUAAUAUGUCGAAUGCCAAUUUCUGCGAAAUACGCUUAUUUAUCGCAACAGUUUCAAGUGUCUCAGGCACAUGAUUAUUUUAGAAACACGUCCAUUUAGUUACUAAAAAUUCGUGCGUAAUGAAUACAAUGUGUCGACAAAAUUAGGUUCAAUUCAUAAAUGAUAACAAAACUCGACUGAGCUUGACGCCACCUCUGUUGUCGUCGGCGACAAAUUAAAGUUCACGCUUUUUGCAGCACACAUACAGUAGAUGCAGUAGCCCCAUUGCAGAGAUAAUGGCUAAUAUUCUCAUUGGGUGCCAUCAAAUAAAAUAUAUAAUAAUAUAUAAAAAUACGUAAUAUUUUUUUGAUAUUGCAGACAAAGGUUUUGACCCCACACUAAAAAUCAAUGUAGAACGCGCAUGCGUGUUAACAUUAAUUUAAGUAGUCUGUGUCAAGAAUUGCCGGCGAAAAUAAUUUUCCUGAUCAAAAUGUGAAUAUUUACAAGAUAUAGUUGCGUAUAAUGAAAUAUUAGUAAAAAUACUUACAAUAUGUAAUCUAAUAACAAGUGAUUUGUGGUUUAUCGGUAAAUGAAAUAAAGAACGAGUGAAACAUUUUUCUAAUUGAACCAGAAUACAUAAGAUUUUUUUAUUGCAGUUAUUUUUUGUAAAACUUUUAUUACAUAGUAGUUAAGAUGAAUAUAAGAAGUGAUGAACUCUGUAUUAUAAAACCGAUACUAAGUAGAGUGAAAAUAUAAAUAUACAAAAAGAAGAUGGCAAAUAUUAAGCAAGUACACGAAUAUGUAAAUGGUAUAGGAAAAAAAUAAAAACAUCAAAAUGAACGAGACACUGGGCAGAGGGUACGCCCGUAUAGACGCGAUCCGUGCGGCCCGAGGCGAGCCCUUUUCCACCCUGACGGACGCGGGUGCUCCGCCCGCCGACCGCUACAACUGUGUUUACAUGACAUUAUUUCUCGCUGGUGCUGCUUUCCUGCUCCCGUUUAAUAGCUUUAUCAUGGCAGUGGAUUAUUUCCAGAAGCAUUAUAAGAAUACAACAAUAAUGUACGACAUUUCGACGGUGUAUAUAUCAUCGGCAUGUUUCGCGGUGGUCGUGAACAAUUUACUUAUUUAUUUCUUCCAUUAUACCACUAGGAUCACUUUCGCUAUACUGUUCACUUUAUGCACAAUGUUGUUCGUGACGAUAUGCAACAUUGGUUGGGACGUGUUCGUGCCGCACGUCUCCUAUACCAUCAACCUGGUGGCGAUAGGUUUCAUCGCGUUCGGCUGCACGGUGCAACAAGCCUCGUACUACGGGUUCACUGGCUGCCUGCCGCCGCGGUACACGCAGGCUGUCAUGGCUGGAGAAAGCGCAGCUGGCUUCUGGGUAUGCCUCGACAGAAUCAUCACCAAGUAUGGAUUCCCUCAACCACAACGCAGCACCUUCGUGUUCUUCAUAUUUUCAAUCCUGGUUCUGUUGGGUCACUCGCUCCUGCACCACGUGAUGAUGCGCCAUCCAUUCGUGCAGUAUUACUUAAGACUCACCAGGGAAUCGCAACUACGGCGACGUAUACAACUGCACUUGACUCCCAAUGACGACGCUACUUUGAUGGAGAACGAAGCAGGUGAAGCCAGCUUUGGUGUUUUAAAAUUGCAAAGUCCAGUCCUGUCUACCACUGGGCAAGGUGAAGGCGAAACAAAUACGUUCAGUUUCUCGAACCCGGUGUACUCGCCGACCGCACCGACGGCGCCCAUCGCGGAAGGAGAGCCCUCGUCGGCCUCGCCCUCCGCGCUCCGCACACCGCGACCCUCGUACAAAGUCGAAGAUGUUGUCAUCGAAUCACCGGAACGACCUACGACUUGGAAGGCCCUAAAGCGUGGUGUGCUGGCGAGGUGGGCCGUGGCUCGGGCUAUAUACCCCUACAUGGUGUCUAUUGGUUUAGUUUAUUUUACCACGUUGAGCUUAUACCCUGGGAUAACGUCGGAGGUGCCAUCAUGCCGGCUCGGUUCCUGGAUGCCAAUAGUUUUGAUGACCGCCUUUAAUUUCUUCGAUCUCAUUGGAAAAAUAGCGGCGGCGUGGCCGUACGAGUGGAGCCGCAGCCAGCUGCUGAUGGCGAGCGGGCUGCGCCUGCUGCUGGUGCCGCUGCUGCUGCUGUGCGCCGCGCCGCGACACUCGCCGCACAUCGUCGGAGACAUGUACCCCAUAAUGUUCUCGGUCGUACUGGGCUUUACUAACGGUCUGUUCGGUUCUGUACCAAUGAUGAUGGCGCCAUCUCGCGUGGGACGCGAGUAUCGAGAAAUAGCUGGUAACGUAAUGACUCUAUCGUACAAUGGCGGGCUGUUGUCUGGGUCGCUAGUAUCGUACCUGCUGCUGAGCAUGCUGGGCCCAGCGGGGGAGACGCCGGACUGCCGCGUGUACCCCACGCCGCUGCUGCCCACGCGACCCACGCACACCACUCUCUCCACGCUCUCCACACUCGCGUACACCACGCCGAUGACUAACAUCACCGCGGUUACUAUGUCGCAUUAAACCGUCAUUUAUAGUUGGGGUAAGCUCGAUCAUGGGGUAAGACCGUUAUACAUCUCGGAACGGAGAAUUGCCAAGGAUCCCGAGCUACGAUCAAGUCAAAAUCGCCUAUUUGGUAAACCGCAGUUGACAUUGUAUACAACUAAUGUUGCAUCUUAUUUAGCUAGUAUGAAUAUUAGGUCAUGCACACGUGAGGGAUAAGGCGUGGUAAAAUAACCUCACGUUUAUACGUGUAUUAUCCCUACACAGCACUUGUGUUGCUUUAUAAGGCUCACAGUUAAUAGAAGUGCGACACUGCUGACAAAACGAUUGAAUAUUAAAGGAUAAUGCAUUAUUAUGUGAUCAUUGAAUGCUAUUAUUUUUUUUACGAAAUUAAAAUAUUCCAUCAUUCUAAUACUUACGCCUUUAAUUUAAGCAUUGUUUGAAACUUAUACCUAUCACAUUUUUCUAUCACUAAGAACAAAUUAUAUUUUUUCUGUAUAAUUUAUAUUUUUAAAUGUUUGCACACGGUUUUUCAUAAUAUGUCACUAAAUGUAUGUAUGAAUAUUCCGCUUUUCUAAUUAAAAUUAUAAUUUAAAUAAAAUUACGAAGCGGCAUAAAAUCCCCUAACUAGACGUUUUAUUCAAUAAAAAAACUGUAGUCACUUGGUCAGGAGUUUGCUUAUUAUUAUAUUAUAAUAAUAUGUAGACUUCUUGAAAAGAACCCCUAAAUUACCUAUGUAAUUAUAAAGUGAUGUGCUCGCAUUGAUAAUAUAAUAUUGGUUUAAGACAAUCUUAUAUAUUUUCUGUGUCAGCCUUUGUAAACAAACUAUUUUAUUAUAUCGGCGUAACUGAGAGUGAAUGAAAAACGUUUAGGAGUGUGAGAUUUACCAUAACAUGUAUAAAAUUACUUCGAACUCAUAUUAUAUUAUAUUGAAAGACUUAAAUUCAACAAAGUUUUGAAUAUAAUAUAACAAAUACUUUUCAAAAUAUGUACAGUAAAUACAUAUUACCACAAAAUUUCACGCUGCUUUUAAAGUAGAUGAUAAAUUAUUAAGUAAUAUGUUAUGAUGAUGUUAACAACACAAGUAAAAGAGAAAAUUGUUGUAAUUAGUAAAGCAUUGAGCGCACUCGUACCUGCAUCAAAGUAAAUAAUUAUUUUGUUUAGAGCGGAUAAGCUCAACGGGCUGUAGGUAUUUUUGCCCGUUAUAGAUAGCAACUUAUGCUUAAACCUUGACUGUAAAAACUGUCUUAACUUGAAAUUAGGAAGUAGCCUGUGUAUAUCUCGUUUCGUACAGGCCGGCAUAACAAACCAAUGGCGAGGGAUACACCAUCUCUCGCCAAUCAAUAGGUACUCUAUCUGGACGUUUCUCCUGUUACCACAAGGAUGAGCAAUGGAGUCACUUUGCAGUGCAAUGAAAUAAAAGUGAAACAACAUAAUCGCCUAUAUUCGACAACAUUGAUAUUUUUACUAUAAAAUCGCAAAAUCUUUCAAUUAAUCAACUCUUAAAGUGUAUUUAUUACACAUGUUUAUUAUUAUUUUCCAAAAUAUUUGUACGUAACGACAUACUUUUUACGAAAUUUCCUAUUUCAUGACUUUUUUUUGUUGAUUUUAAUACAUUUGUUCUGUCAAAUAAUAUAUAGAAUGUAUGUAUUAAGAGAUUAAGACCAACAAAGAGAAAAGAUGAGACGGAAAAAACUUGUAAUAAAUACUCUUUCUUAAAAACUAUUUCGUUACGUACAUUUAUUCUGAUAAAUAUUCUAAUGCAAAUAUCUGGUUCUAUUUCCAACAUAAAAGUUUAUUUGCAAAGUAACGCCAAUAGAAUGUAUAGCUAAUAUAAAACUAUACCUUUUGCGGAAUAAAUUAAUGUUAUCAUUUUUGUACAGUUAGCAAAAAUAUUUAAUAUUAAAGCCUUAAUUAAAUAUCAUGAUGAUAGACUGAGAAUAAUGAUAUGAAUGUAGUAGUGUAUGAAUAUAGAACUGUUUUAAUGUAAAUAACUUUAUUAGUCUAAAGCUACCUCUCGACUCGCAUUUGUUUUGAAAGAAAA
Molecule: messenger RNA, 5434 nt
Organism: Manduca sexta (tobacco hornworm)
Lineage: Eukaryota; Metazoa; Arthropoda; Insecta; Lepidoptera; Sphingidae
Gene: Ent3
Product: equilibrative nucleoside transporter 4
Exons: 10
Coding region: 1723-3411 (562 amino acids)
Biological process (GO): nucleoside transmembrane transport
Cellular component (GO): plasma membrane
Molecular function (GO): nucleoside transmembrane transporter activity; monoamine transmembrane transporter activity
Source: RefSeq, a predicted model, not a curated record